UUAGGGAUUCUUUCAACUCUGGGAAACGGGUAUGUUAUCUUUAUGUCCUCAAAGAGAAAAAAGAAGUUAAGACCCGCUGAGAUAAUGACUGUUAAUUUAGCAGUGUGUGAUCUGGGCAUUUCAGUUGUAGGAAAACCCUUCAGUAUCAUUUCCUUCUUUUCUCACCGCUGGAUCUUCGGAUGGAUGGGCUGCCGCUGGUAUGGAUGGGCUGGCUUCUUCUUUGGCUGUGGGAGCCUUAUUACCAUGACAGCUGUCAGUCUGGAUAGAUACCUAAAAAUCUGUCACUUGGCUUAUGGUACCUGGCUUAAGAGACACCAUGCCUUUAUCUGCCUGGCACUUAUCUGGGCCUAUGCGACAUUCUGGGCUACGGUGCCUUUUGCUGGUGUGGGAAGCUAUGCUCCUGAGCCCUUUGGGACCUCGUGCACCCUGGACUGGUGGCUGGCGCAGGCUUCAGUGGCUGGGCAGGCUUUCGUUCUCAGCAUUCUUUUCUUUUGCCUCCUGUUUCCAACUGCAGUGAUUGUGUUCUCCUAUGUUAAAAUCAUUUUAAAAGUCAAGUCGUCCACCAAAGAGGUUGCUCACUACGACACCAGGAUCCAGAACAGCCACAUACUUGAAAUGAAGCUGACCAAGGUGGCAAUGUUGAUCUGUGCCGGAUUCCUCAUUGCCUGGAUCCCCUACGCCGUGGUCUCUGUGUGGUCAGCCUUUGGACGGCCGGAUUCCGUUCCCAUUCAGUUCUCGGUGGUACCAACUCUGCUUGCCAAGUCGGCUGCCAUGUACAACCCAAUUAUUUACCAGGUCAUUGAUUGCAAAUUUGCAUGCUGCCGGUCAGGUGGGCUGAAGACACUGCAGAAGAAGAGCUCUUUGAAGGGAUCGAGGAUGUACACCAUAUCUUCACACAGGGAUUCGGCAGCACUGAGUGAAACACAAAUGGAAGUGUGA
Molecule: messenger RNA, 939 nt
Organism: Lagopus leucura (white-tailed ptarmigan)
Lineage: Eukaryota; Metazoa; Chordata; Aves; Galliformes; Phasianidae
Gene: OPN5
Product: opsin 5
Exons: 5
Biological process (GO): G protein-coupled receptor signaling pathway; visual perception
Cellular component (GO): membrane
Molecular function (GO): G protein-coupled receptor activity
Source: RefSeq, a predicted model, not a curated record